UGGAUUUUGAAGAAGCUCGCAGCUUCAGUGCGGUUCGAACCGCGACAACCGCAGGAUCUUUCGGAAUUUUCUACUCACCUUUUGAAAACGCGUCGUCGAGUUUUCUCGGGAGUGUUUUUUCUUUUCGUUUAAUCAGGUACCCCCGGAACGUGCGCGUUAUCGUAAAAAGUCCAGUGUUAAUUUUGGAUUAAACGGCAGUUAAUUUAAAAAGUACACGAUCGUUGGACGAGGCGGCCAUCGAGACGUGAUAAACAAGUGAACAUCUAUGGUGUGUGGAAAAUUGGAGAAAAUCGAGAAACGUUGGGAAUCGUCGCGUUUUCAGUUUCUCGCUUUUACAUCAGCGUCGUGAACGGAGUACGUUUGGAAUUUGGGGUUGAUUUCGGUGGUCGAAAAAUAUUCGUAGAAGAAGAAGAAAGAAGAAAGAAGAAAGAAAAAAAAAAAACAAAAAACAAAGGAAGGAAGGAGGAUGUCGGAUCUGCGUGAGAAGUGAAUUUGGACGAUGUGAACGGGGGGGAGGAGGAGAAUGAUAUAAAAUCGAAGUCGCGUCGGCAGGUAAUAUUAUUUUCCAAUCGUAGUGCAUCGUUCGGCUGACGGAGUCCCCGGCCGAAGGUCCGAAUAUUUUUCGAGCGGUGGCGGCCACGCGGUGCGUUGCGUAUUUCGCCGUGAGAACGUCGGCGUUCUAACGUCGCGUGGUGUCGUACCACCGUCGUCGAGUCCUCGCGAAGCCGGGGGGGGGGGGAGAGCGCGAACCAUCGCCCCCGGAGUAUCAUGUCAACCGUCGGAAGCUAAGGGAUCGAGGAUAACGAAUUCUCUAAGCAGCAAUCUGACUACCAAGCUGCGGAAAGCCACACCCCUCACGCUAAGAUGACAUAGGAUGGUCUGGGUGGCGCUCGGGCGGCGUGCUGCAGGGGGUGGUAGCCGCCCCCCUGUUUCCCCCCUCCUGUCACUCUCCAUCGCCUCCCUAGCCGGCUCCUUCACCCUAGCCAUUAUCUGCAUCCUUGCCCUCACCCUAACCUUGACGACCCUGGCGCACGCCGAGGACAUUUUCGAGGAGGGAAAAUCGGACAAGGAAAUACUGGACAACCUACUGCUGUCGACGAGAUACGACAAGCGGUUGCUGCCUCCGGUUCAAGGUACUCUGCGGCCCCCGCCCCACACCCGCCAAGAUGACUUCUUCACCCCCGAUCAUCACCUCGAAUCACCCAACCACGAUCCUGACGAAAAUAAUCAGCACCUCAAACACAACAGGCACCACCACAACUAUCAUCAUCACCAUCACCACCAAAAAUCAUCAUCACACAAUCACAGCACCACACUUCUUACUCCCCGUCGAAAGGAUGCGGACUUUUGCUGUGGGAUGAGACAGCCAAGCGACGUGGAAUCGUUGACGAAUCAAUCGGCGAGUCCCCGCAACCCAAACCAGAACAAGAACUUGAAUAACAUCUACAUGCCGCACGAAAACCUCCGCACCCAUCUUCGCGGCACCUUGACCGUCAACGUAAGCGUACUCCUACUGAGUCUGGCAUCGCCCGACGAAUCCAGCCUGAAGUACGAGGUGGAGUUUCUCUUGCAACAGCAGUGGUACGAUCCGAGAUUACGGUACAGCAAUCGUUCCAGCUAUGAAUUCCUGAACGCCAUUCAUCACCACAACGAUAUAUGGCUGCCGGAUACCUACUUCAUUAUGCACGGAGAUUUCAAGGACCCUCUGAUACCCGUACACUUCGCCCUCCGGAUAUACAGGAACGGGACGGUCAAUUAUUUGAUGCGGCGCCACCUCAUACUCUCCUGUCAGGGGAGGCUCAACAUAUUCCCUUUCGACGAUCCGAUGUGUUCGUUUGCCAUCGAGAGCAUAUCUUACGAGCAGACGGCCAUCACUUACGUUUGGAAAAACGACGAGGGAACGCUGCGGAAAAGUCCGAGCCUGACCACCUUGAACGCAUAUCUUAUUCAGAACCGUACCAUACCGUGCCCCAUCAAAGCCAGCUGGAGGGCUGACGGACAGCUGAUGCUCGACUACAAGGAUGAGUUCGAUGAAUUCGGGGACUCUAAGUGCUCGCUGUGCCAGCGCAGGUUUGAGGAACAAGGUAAUUACAGUUGUUUGAAAGUCGAUCUGAUUUUCACACGGGAUCGAGCCUUCUACUUUACCACAGUCUUUAUACCCGGUAUAAUCCUGGUAACAAGCUCUUUCAUCACAUUCUGGCUAGAGUGGAACGCUGUUCCGGCGCGCGUCAUGAUUGGGGUGACAACGAUGCUCAAUUUUUUCACAACUUCAAAUGGCUUCCGGUCAACACUUCCGGUAGUCUCGAAUCUCACCGCUAUGAACGUAUGGGACGGCGUCUGCAUGUGUUUCAUUUACGCGAGUCUACUGGAAUUCGUGUGCGUCAAUUACGUGGGAAGGAAACGACCACUUCACAACGUGGUCUAUCGUCCUGGCGAAAAUCCGGUUACCCAGCGGCUCCCGGCGGUGCUCAGCAGGAUAGGCAUUAUAUUGGCCAGCCCCCUGGGCGACAAGAAACGGGAGGGCGGCGGUUCAACCGUUCCCGGGGGAGGCGGUGGCGGAGCUCCGAACGAGAUAGUAACCUGCACGAAUUGCGGACCCAAUCCCUGCACCCAUACGGCAACGAACGGAUGCGCCGCUGAGUGCUGCUUUGUUCAGGUCCGGAAGAAGGAGCCGCCCCAUCCCAUAAGAGUAGCGAAGACCAUCGACGUCAUAGCGAGGAUCACCUUCCCGACGGCGUACGCGGUGUUCCUAGUCUUCUUUUUCAUACACUACAAAGGGUUCUCCUAAGGAAACGUGUAUUGGAUAAUUAGAGAAGUUUUGUCGUUCAACGAUUAUACGCCCUGCAACGCUGCUCCCUCGCCCGUGCUACGGGCUACGCGGACGGAAGUUUCGCCGAUUUUGAUUCGAUUUUGAUCCGAUGACGACCGAUAAAUAAAGGUCGAACGAGUGAAUCUGGACACUGUUGUCGUCGAGGACCGUUGGGAGAGAUUGUUAAUCGCACUAAUUUGCCGUCGCGGGGAUAUAUAUAUAUAUAUAUAUAUAUAUAUAUAUAUACAUAUAUAUAUAUUUAUAGGAUGAACAAAUUAUAAUUCUCACAUAGCAAUAAGGAUUAUAUUAUUACGCGUGCGUAUACAUAACGAUGAAGAGAGAGGAAAAUUUUAGGGAGGAGAAUUUAUACUUUAGAGUACACGAAAAUUAGGGAAAGGUCGAAGGAUUGAUUGAGCCAAUUGAACGGAUCGGUGGCAAGUUAUAAUAUAAAUUCGGAAAGCAAUCGCAAUGCUUUUUUACAACUUGAAAAAUUGAAAAUUAUUAUUUUAAUCACGUUAUAUUCGACCAAUUCCAACGCUUUUUUGCGUUAAAUAAAAUACAUUUAAAAAAAAAAACAAAAAAACACGCAAUCGAGAGAUAAAAGUAAAAGAAGAAAACAAUUUGUGCGAGGAAACCGAUUUUCGAAUAAAGUGUGAAAGAGAAAGGUAGAUUAUUAAUGAAAUGCGAACUUUGGAUAUUAUUAUAUACUACUAUUAUAGUAAAUAUAUACAUAAAUAUAUUUAAAUAUUUAUCAUUUUCGCGCACCCCUUGCAGCCUUAAAUAAUAAAAUCGCUAAAUUAAUCAAUUAAUUAACGAAUUCAAUUAUUAUGAAGAGAAAAAAAAAAAGGAAAAAAAAAAAAAAACUUAUUAUAAUAGAAAAAUAAAAUUUUAAAUCAUGUAAGUUUAUUGAAAGUAUAUGAUACAUGUGGUGCUUCGGGACGCUACGACCUUACAUAAUUAUAAAUAUGUUAUAAUUAUGUAACAACUAUAUGAUACCUAAACGAAAUUUUUUCUCUAGUUCGUAAUCGGUUAUUAAUAAUAAUAAUAAUAAUAAUAAUAAUGAUAACAAUAAUAUAUCAUAAUUACUACCUAUUACCCACUAAGGAUCCGAGCUACAUACUACUAUUUGUACUCCAUUAUUACAUACAUAUUAUACAUAUUUAUAAUCAGCAAUAUUAUAUACAGACCAAUCUCAUCUGCAUAAAUUUUUUCAUUAUAGAUAUAUACUUAUACGAAUAAGGGUAGUGUUUUAAUAAUUGAUUUAUUUAUUUAUUUUUUUUUUUCGUUCCUUUUUAACAUUGUUCUUGUUAUUGUCAUCAUUCCUAUCACAGUAGAAUUUUGAGACUUGGACCGUAGACGAGUAAUCCAUGAUUAAAUAGACGCAUUGUUAUUCAUAUUAAUGAUAUAUAUACACGAUAUCCGAGAAGACGUGUGUUAUUAUUUUUAAUCGGAAAAUUUACUGCCAAGUAAAAAAAAAAAAAAACAACAAAAAAAAAAACAAGAAAACAAAAAGAAGCGAAGCAAAUGCACGUGUACGUACAUGUAUAUACAUAUAUAGAGGUAUUAAUACAUUACAAAAUCAAUAAGAUCGCGAUCUCCGAGAGCAUGAGAUUUAUUAUUUACGUGAUGCAGAAUGAGAUCGCUUUUACAUGGUACGGGUAAUCAUGUUUACCCCGUUAAUCGAUCGAUCGACGUUACAGAAAGAAAAUAAAGACAGAAAGAAAAUUUAGAAGUCGCUUAGAAACUCGAACAAUAUUCGAAUAAUGUAGAUAUUAUUAUAUCACGCAGAGAGAGAGAGAGAGAGAGAGAGCAAAAGAAAAUCGUAUUAGAAGCUGCACGAGUAAUUCGCGGAUAGUAAAAGUAUUAGAUAUAACGAAUGCAUACAAUAUAUAUUCGAAAAAUCGCAUUGCAUAAAUUCAAAAUGGGGGAAUAAAGGGAGAACUUUUUGCACAAUAUAGUAUUUUAUUUAAUUCGUUUUCAAUUUUAUUCCCAUUUCGUUACUUCCGCAGACGUCGUUUGAAAAGGAAUGUCAAAAAAACGGAAAAAAGCGAAGGGGGAAAGGUGGGUUUUUUUAUUCCACAAACCCGUAGGUGAUUCUCACGCAUAAAUUGUAACGAUAACGUUGAAAAAAAGAAAGAAAAAAUAAUAAUAAUGAUAAUUAUAACGAUGAUAAUGACGUAUAAUGCGAAUUAAACCUUAGAUUAUAUAACAUAAUGUCACAGAUAUUAUAAUAUUCGCAAAAAUGACACAACGAAUAAGUAUUUGUAAGAAUAAAACAAAGAUAAAAAAAAAAAAGAAAAAGAAAGAAAACCGUUAAAAUUAAAAACUAAAAAUUAAGAUUUAAAAAACUAAUUAAGAUAAAAACAACAUACAGUUAACGUUCGUCCGAUUUAUUAAGAAGAGAAUUUGAAAUGAGAAGAAAAA
This is a messenger RNA of Athalia rosae (coleseed sawfly), 5233 nucleotides long. RefSeq names its product glutamate-gated chloride channel (gene pHCl-1). The transcript is spliced from 15 exons. Gene Ontology annotation, molecular function: extracellular ligand-gated monoatomic ion channel activity; chloride channel activity; neurotransmitter receptor activity. The coding region runs from base 875 to 2788 and encodes 637 amino acids. Gene Ontology annotation, cellular component: synapse; membrane; neuron projection. The record is from RefSeq and is a predicted model, not a curated record. NCBI's taxonomy places the organism in Eukaryota, Metazoa, Arthropoda, Insecta, Hymenoptera, Athaliidae. Gene Ontology annotation, biological process: nervous system process; chemical synaptic transmission; chloride transmembrane transport.